AAGCAAAGCCAAAGGUAGCUGUUCGUCUAGUGGAUGGAAAGACUCCUAACGAGGGACGUGUUGAAGUAAGAUACAAAGGUACUUGGGGUACCAUAUGCAAUGAUGCUUACUGGGACAUACGUGAUGCUUACGUGAUAUGUCACAUGUUGAAUUACUCCAAGGCAGUUACAGCAACGACUACCAGCGUCAAAGGAACUGGUCCUAUAUGGCUUAAAAGGCUUUAUUGCACCGGAUCCCAAGAAUCUAUUGAUCAGUGUUGGCAUUAUGGCUGGGGUAAAACUGGUGGAUGUGAUCACAGCCGUGAUGCUGGAGUGGUAUGUGGCAAUGCAAUAAACGUCAAUGUUCGUCUAGUGGACGGUAAGACUACUAACGAGGGACGUGUAGAAGUAAGAUACAAAGGUACUUGGGGUACCAUAUGCAAUGAUAUACACUGGGGCAUAUGGGAUGCUUACGUGGUGUGUCACAUGUUGAACUACUCCAAGGCAGUUACAGCAACAACUGCUAGCGUCAAAGGAACUGGUCCUAUAUGGCUUAAAGGGCUUCGUUGCUUAGGAUACGAAGAAACUGUUGACCAGUGUCGUCAUGGUGGCUGGGGUAGCACUAGUGGAUGUGAUCACAGCCGCGAUGCUGGAGUGGUAUGUGGCAAUCUGACACCAGAGGAGAAAACGAUCAAAGUUCGUUUAGUGGGAGAUCAAAACCAUACUGGUAAAGUAGAAAUCCAGUAUCAAGGGAUCUGGGGAGUAGUGUGUGAUUAUUGGUGGUAUAGGUGGUGGGAUAUACGAGAUGCUCACGUGAUCUGCCGAAUGCUUGGUUACAAAGCAUCUAAACACGCAAUUCGCUACAUUGAAGGAGGAACACCAAGAAGAGGGCUCAUGUACGAUGUGGGAUGCAGAGGUAGAGAAAAGUCGAUAGCAGAGUGUGCUCACUCAGGAUGGUGGAAGGUCCCUUCAAGGUGCUCGAAUAAACUUCUUGUUGGUGUGGUUUGUAAGACAAAUGAAUGUAAGAAAGACAAAUCUCUACUGUACCAUGGUCAGUGGGGUACUGUAUGUAACGUUGGAUGGGACAUGAAAGACGCUGAGGUGGUGUGUCGWAUGCUUGGUUACCCUGGAGUACAGGAAUACAAAACCACAGACUUUACACCCGUCAAGGGUAUAAUAUGGCUGCAAUACGUCGGUUGUACAGGAAGAGAAACGUCGAUUGCAGACUGUAGUCACAAUGGAUGGGGAAAUACAGACUGUUACCAUAGUAGAGACGUUGGAUUGACGUGUAAGAUGGGCGCAGUUAGAAGAACAACACAAGCACCUACAACUACUAAACCGUUGCUGACCAAACCACUGACCAGCAGCGUCACUGAGAGGCCAACAACAAAUAAGAAACAGGCACCUACAACUACUAAACCGUUGCUGACCAAACCACUGACCAGCAGCGUCACUGAGAGGCCAACAACAAAUAAGAAACAGCGAACUGGAGAGCCUGGCUGCGGUAAUUUUACACCGAAAGCGAAUUGCUCAAAAGAAGAUGAUGGUAAGAAAAGCAUAUACAAAACAUGUACAUAGAUAUAACCAAGCAUACUAAAAGAUUCUAUCAUAAUCAGUUAACCCUUCACAAGAGUCUAAAGAAUCUUUAGGCUU
Messenger RNA from Actinia tenebrosa (Australian red waratah sea anemone), 1631 nucleotides. RefSeq names its product deleted in malignant brain tumors 1 protein-like. Lineage: Eukaryota; Metazoa; Cnidaria; Anthozoa; Actiniaria; Actiniidae. The record is from RefSeq and is a predicted model, not a curated record.